GUCGUUCGCAUCGUUAGCUCUGAAUUCGAGUGUAUUGUGUUUUAACUUUUAAAUUUUGCACCAUAAAAAUAAAUAUGACCGAGUUCAAGACGCCUAUUAAAAACAAAGCUCUUGAUGUGAACGACAAGAUCACAAUACCUCCGUCGCCGUUUUUAAACAGGCUUGGAUAUGGAACGGGUGUGAAUGUGAUGCAGCUCGUGAGAUCGCCACGUGCGGGACAAAUUCGUUCGCCAUGGGCUCUUAAAAUGCUGAAUAAACGCGUCAAACCGAAUCGAGUGUACACAGACCGUUUGAAGGCAGAAGCUGAUCUUUUGCAGCGAAUGUCCCACCCGAACAUCGUCGGGUUCCGUGCGUUUAGCAAGGCCAAGAUCCUGUACCUAGGAAUGGAGGCUUGUGACGUGUCUCUGGGCGAUAUGAUUGAGAAAAGAAUAGAGGAUGAUGGUGAAAUAUUCACUCCGAGACAAAUAUUAAAAGUUGCAUCAGACAUAUCCAGUGCUCUGGACUACCUUCACACCAAGAUCCAGAUCCUGCACGGAGACAUGAAGUCUUACAACAUCCUGGUGAACGGAGACUUUGUGAUCUGCAAGCUGUGUGACUUUGGAGUCACUCUGCCACUUGAUGAGAAUGGAGUGGUUGAUAAGGUGAAAGCAGGGAAGGCUGUAUACUUCGGUACGGAAGCUUGGAGUGCCCCAGAAGUGAUCCAUGGAGGAGAGAUAUCCAGCAAGACUGACAUAUGGCCGCUCGGCCUGACGCUGUGGGAGAUGAUGGCACUCAUGCCUCCUCACACGCAGACAGAUGAUGACUCCAUGGAGGACAGUGUGCAAUGUCUUGAUGAUUCUGUUGAUAGCAUCGGUGAUUACUUCUCCGAUAGAUAUGGCACCAGACCACUCAUACCUGUAAAUAUAUCAGAGAAGCAGUAUGUGCAUCCGCUAGCUCUAUUCUACUGCUGCACAGAAACCAUGCCUUCCAUGAGGCCCUCAGCCCAGCACCUGUCCAUCGCAGCCAAAGAUAUGUUGGAACAGUGUGACCAGUCUAUGAGAUAAAUAAGUAUUGCUAGUAUUACAAGUACCUUAUUAGUUUUAUAAUAGAGAUUUAACAGUAGACUUGCUACAAUUUCGUAUUUUACUUGUGUUUUAAUAGUAAUUAUUUUUUGUGUUGAAAUAAUAUUGAUUAUGUUUGACUCCCCUGCAGGGAGCGGGAUUUUAUGUGGAUUGUCUUUGAUUAAUUAUGAAUUUAUGUAUGUAAUGAUAUUUUCAGUGUUAGUAUUGUGAGUUUAAAAAUAUGAUGAAAGAAAAAACAGUAUUGUAAGUAAAUCAUAUUAUUAAAAAAAAAAACAACUGUACUGUUCAUAUAACAUAACAACAAUGCUGAAACUUAUUCUAAACCGACACGUAUUAUGCUAUGUAUUAAUACAAUAUACAUUAACUAAGUUAAAUAA
Molecule: messenger RNA, 1438 nt
Organism: Helicoverpa zea (corn earworm)
Lineage: Eukaryota; Metazoa; Arthropoda; Insecta; Lepidoptera; Noctuidae
Product: lymphokine-activated killer T-cell-originated protein kinase-like
Exons: 5
Coding region: 75-1043 (322 amino acids)
Biological process (GO): protein phosphorylation
Molecular function (GO): protein kinase activity; ATP binding
Source: RefSeq, a predicted model, not a curated record